AGCCAAUGACAAAUCGAUAUGUUCGAAAUUUUCACGCGAAAGCUUUUGACUAUUUCUCUUUCAGCAGUUAAUAGUGAAAUCUCGUGUCUGAUGUGUCUCGAAUAGAAGAGGGGCGGGGAAAAAUAGAAAACAACUGUAGUAUAAAUUUUGAGCAAGACUUUGUAUCAUCAACAUCAAAUCGAUUAAAAAAUUUGGAGAAAAUGAAAACGGUUUGGAUAAUUGGUGGACCUGGUUGCGGCAAGGGAACGCAGUGCGAGCGCAUCAUUGCGAAAUAUGGAUUCUAUCACAUAAGCAGUGGUGAUUUGUUAAGAGAAGAGGUUGCCAGUGGCAGCCCCAGAGGAGCCUCACUUCAGGAACUUAUGUCCAAAGGUUUAUUCGUCCCAACGGAUAUAGUACUGGACCUGAUAAGAGAACGGAUGCAAAAGGCGAAAUGUGAAGGAGCCACAAAGACUGGAUUCCUUAUCGACGGCUAUCCUCGUGAAUUAGAUCAGGGAAUUCUAUUUGAGAAGAACGUUUGCCCCGUUGACUUAAUCAUCUUCUUCGAUGUCGCAAAUGAAACCUUGAUGAAGAGACUGCUGGGUCGUGCAGCUGUGUCCAAGAGAGCAGACGAUAACGAGGAAACAAUUAAAAAGAGGAUUGAAAUAUUUAAUAUUAAAAAUGGUGAAAUUGUUGAACACUACAAAGACAAAGUAGUUAGGAUCAAUGCUGAAGGAUCUGUGGACGCCAUAUUCCUUGAAGCUUCAAAAGCUCUAGAUGGUUUAUUAGCUUAGAAAAUUUUGUUAACAGAAUCAUAAGCUUUUGUUUAAAAACCGCCUAAUUGCACAAUCUUUCCGUGAUUCUACUAUCGACCUUGAAACACACAAUUUAUUUUACAGUUGAUUUUUUUAUGAGAUUGACACCUAUUGACACAACUAUGGCACAAAUUAGAAUAUGUAUUGCAAAUCUGAAGUACCUGCCGACACAAAGCAAUAUGUACAUUAGAAAUUUAAUAUGAUGAUCGAUGGUCGUUAUUGUUUCAACUGGCAAUUAAAAUUGAUAUAUUUUAUGAA
Messenger RNA from Osmia bicornis bicornis, 1049 nucleotides. It is a transcript of the gene Ak1, whose product is annotated as adenylate kinase isoenzyme 1. Gene Ontology annotation, molecular function: AMP kinase activity; ATP binding. The transcript has 5 exons. The record is from RefSeq and is a predicted model, not a curated record. Gene Ontology annotation, biological process: nucleoside triphosphate biosynthetic process. NCBI's taxonomy places the organism in Eukaryota, Metazoa, Arthropoda, Insecta, Hymenoptera, Megachilidae. Bases 201 to 770 code for a protein of 189 amino acids. Gene Ontology annotation, cellular component: cytosol; cytoplasm.